CUUGGCUACUUUCAUAGAUGUAACUAAAUUUGUCUCUAACAUGUCGUGCCAUGGCAAGAGAUAAGCCAGCAGGCCAGGGCAAGCUCGCUUGCAUGAAGCCUCUUCUCAUGGAUGUUUUCGAUGGCGCUAGGGUCUUUUUGGCUCGAGGAAUUCUCAUGUCAUAGGGUUUACCCUGUUUCUCCCGACUUCUUCCUCUGCCCUUUGUGUGAAACGCACUGGUGAGAGGGGAAGCGAGACCACGAUUUUCAUUUUCCAUGGAGGAUUUGGCCGCGCCAGUGCCGCAUGAGCGACCGGAGCGAUUGAACAAUCUUGCAGUCCCCGGGCGAGAAACGAACCCCAGGGUUCAGCUUUGGAGGGGCGUUGGCUGUACAUGGUCUGAAUGAUAGCCCCUUCAUUCCUGGAGGAAGAUGGGACCCGAUCAAAGGGAUCGUGUUGCCAAGAUGAGUUCCCUUUUGCCAUGUACCUUGGAACCAAAUGCAUUGGGUUUGACCCCUCUUUGACCUCCGCCGUCCAAGCAGGCGAGUUGUGUCCAGCGUUCGAAGCCAAGAAACCAUGGAGCUCACUGGUUUGGUUUGAGCAUCCGUGAACCACCUGGUCCAUACUGGAAGGCCCAGGCCCCACUCCAGGCUCCGGGGCCUACGGGUGCUCGCAAACCCGUGCUCGGAACCCCCGAAACGCGUGCGCACGGGCGUACGGAUCUAUACACUGAUGUUCGCAUGCCCGCAGAGCGGUGCAAUCGGUGCGUACCAUGGACUCUAAAGACUUUGAGUAAAUGACACUCGUUUCGGGAGAAAGACAACAAGCCCUUUCCGGGGUUUGUUCCGCAUUUGCUGGCCCCUGAGAUAUGGAGGUGCAGGUGUAUACACAUUGCCCAGACAAUCCAUGUGUGACAGAAUUAGCUGCAUGAGCCUUUGAAAGCACCGCAUGUACGGAACCAAGUUCGUGAACAUCACUUGCGCUUCCCUCAUAGACCUAGGUCACUCGGAACGGGCUUCUUGGUCACAGCACUUGCCUUUGUCUUUUGGCGGCCGCAGCAGCAUGUUUUCCUGGACCGGAUUUGCAUCACCGAAAGUGAUCCGCAGCUCAAGGCAGAGCAAAUCCUAAGCCUCGCAGGGAUGCUGAAGCGCUCCCGGGAGAUGUUGGUACUUUGGGACUCAAGUUGGAGUGAUCGCCUUUGGUGUUUGUUCGAACUGAGUGCCUUCCUGAAGAGCAAAGCUGAUAGUGAGCAUUCCCGGUUGCUGGUAACACCUACCUUUAUGGGGCCGUGUGUCGUUGCCACCUUCUUGGGGAUGUUCCUGGCUGUGGUGCCACUGACGACUUUCCCGCUCGAUGCUUCUUUUCUGAUUCCCAUGGUGUUCGUGUGCGUCUUUGGAGCGUUUGGUGCUUUAUGCUGCGCCCACGCCUUCCGUUCCUACUUUCAAUCCGUGGAUGACCUAAAGGAGAAGUUGCAAAGCGUCAGCUUGGAAAGGACCAGAAGUAUUUGCUGCGACCUGAACCACGAGGGCGACAUGAUGUGUGACCGCGAAAUCGUGAAGGAUUGCAUCACCAUGUGGUUCGGCAGCCAGGAGGCCUUCGAAGACUGUGUGCGUUCCGAGGUUUUAGAGACCCUCACAUCGGAGCUGGAGCAGGUCUUCACCCGACCAUGCCGGAUCGCCGCCACCGGGCGGGGUUUGGGGCGAGCGAGACAAAAGACGGGCUGCAGCGGGUUUGCUUGAUCGG
Molecule: messenger RNA, 1719 nt
Organism: Durusdinium trenchii
Lineage: Eukaryota; Dinophyceae; Suessiales; Symbiodiniaceae
Source: the annotation of a GenBank genome assembly